This is a messenger RNA of Saprolegnia parasitica CBS 223.65, 1611 nucleotides long. RefSeq lists its product as hypothetical. The transcript is spliced from 4 exons. The record is from RefSeq and is a predicted model, not a curated record. The coding region runs from base 1 to 1611 and encodes 536 amino acids. NCBI's taxonomy places the organism in Eukaryota, Oomycota, Saprolegniomycetes, Saprolegniales, Saprolegniaceae.
AUGCAGAGCCACAACAACAACAACAACCACUGCGCGCUGGGCAUGCAAGAGCGGCUCUCGGUCGUCUCGUCUUCCGCCAAGACGCCCGGCGACCUCGAAGGCGGCGCGCUGCGCGAAGGCGGUGCCCCCGUUUACACGAGCCAGGAGGUGCUCGGUCUUCUCUCGCAGUACGUCGCCGUCGGCCUCAUGCUCGGUGCACUGCCCAACAUGACGUACCCCGUCUUUACCGGCUGCUUUCACAUGACGGGCGCGCAGUACAACUCGGCCAAGACGCUCCUCUUCAUCGGCUGGUCGCUCAAGGCGUUCAUUGGCAUGAUCUCGGACUGCGUGCCCAUUUACGGCUACCGGCGCAAGUCGUGGAUGAUGCUUGGCUGGUCCGGUGCGUUCAUCUGCCUCCUCGCGGGCGUCGCCGGCAUCGAGGCGAGUCUCCGCACGGCGGCCCAGAACGCGACCAUCAACCUGGAUGCGCCCGUCAAAGGCGGCGUCGUUGCGCUUCUCUUUGGUGUCGCGACCAUCUCGUAUGUGUUUGCAGACGUGCCCGCGGACGCGCUGGUCGUCGAGUAUGCGCAGCGCGAGCCGAUCGCCACGCGCGGCCGGAUGCAGUCGCUGGUCUACACGACGCGCACCGUGUCAUCGACGAUUUCGACCGCGAUCGCCGGCUUUUGCAUGAACUCGCCCCGGUUUGCGGGCGAUUUUUCGUGGGACUUUGGCGUCAACACCAUGUACAUGCUGCUCUGCAUCCCGUGCUUUCUCAUGGUGCCAACCACGUACUUUGUGAUUCGCGACACCAAGACGGCGGCGGUGCCGUUUGGUCACUACUUGAGCCAGAUCUGGGAGCUGCUCCAGAAGCGCGCCAUGUGGCAGAUCAUGCUGUUCAACUUUUUCUACAACCUGUUUGGCGGCGGUCUCUCGUCGACGGCCGCGACGUACGUGCAGCUGCACUGGGCCAAGGUCGAAAACCUCAACAGCCAGAUCAUUGUCAUCAUUUCCAACUUUGUCCUGGCCGGCGUCAUGGCCUCGAUCGGCAAGUGGGGCACCAACUGGAACUGGCGCGUCGUUGUGGUCUCGACGACCUUGACGACGAUCGCGAUCGACUCGAUCGUGCAAUUUUGCACCUUUUUUGCCAUUGUGCGCAACCAGUGGUUCUACCUUGGCGUCCCGUUGGCCGAGCAGCUGCCCCAAGGCGUCCUCUUCAUCGUCACGACCUUUGUCAUCGUCGAGCUCGCGGAAAUCGGCAACGAAGGCGUCGUCUAUGGCCUACUGACGACCGUCUCGAACCUUCCUGCGGCCGUCGGCCCCGUCCUCUCGAGCAUCAUCUGCGCCCGCUUCCAAGUCGACGAAGACUCGAUCGUGCGCGUCCAGGUGACGUACACGUACCUCAUUUACUACGCCGGGUUUCUCGUCGCGGCCAUGACGUCGAUCUUUCUGCCGACCCAGAAGGCGGCGCUCCACAACCUCCAGCGCCACGGCGGCAGCUACCCGAUCGUCGGCGCGUGCGUUCUCGUCUUUGUCCUUGCCGCGCUUGUCUUUUCGAUCACGGCCAGCGUGCUCUCGAUGCUUCCGUCGACGUCGUGCAUGGUGGUCGCGGGCGGCGGCGGCUGCGACCCGUAG